AUGGAUCACCGCCUCGGUAUCUCCGAGACGAGACUCCAUCUACAACACCGCAGGAGGCCACAAUGUAAGUGAACCCCCAGGCAAGCGAACAUUGCUCUGCCGUCUUUGCUUUGCUUGUUCAUGCUUGCUUGAUAUCUGUCUGCUUGUUUAUGUUUGUCCUUGUCGUAAGCUAAAUGCUGUUCCGUUGAAUUUCCUCUGCCUUUGCUUCUGCAUGUUCUCCGCUCCACUCGCCAGACUGGUAAGGUGAGUUCGCUCACUCCGGCAGCCUGGAAUGUCUGUUCCCUUUUAGACAAUCCGAAGAGUAAUCGACCGGAUCUGAGGACAGCGCUAGUGGCUUGGGGACUGGCGCGCUACAGGGCGGACAUCGCUGCAUUCAGCGAGACCCGAUUCUCCGAACAAGGCUAUCUGGAGGAGGUGUGUGCCGGCUACACCUUCUUCUGGAGCGGUCGCCCCAAGGCAGAGAGACGGGACGCGGGCGUCACCUUUGCUAUCCGGAAUGACAUCGUGGGACGACUGCCUUGUCUGCCGGAGAGUAUCAAUGAUCGCCCGAUGAGCCUCCACCUGCCUCUCUAA
Messenger RNA from Spirometra erinaceieuropaei, 573 nucleotides. NCBI's taxonomy places the organism in Eukaryota, Metazoa, Platyhelminthes, Cestoda, Diphyllobothriidea, Diphyllobothriidae. The record is from the annotation of a GenBank genome assembly.